Messenger RNA from Cavia porcellus (domestic guinea pig), 11490 nucleotides. RefSeq names its product phospholipase D family member 6 (gene Pld6). NCBI's taxonomy places the organism in Eukaryota, Metazoa, Chordata, Mammalia, Rodentia, Caviidae. The transcript is spliced from 2 exons. Gene Ontology annotation, molecular function: RNA endonuclease activity producing 5'-phosphomonoesters, hydrolytic mechanism. The record is from RefSeq and is a predicted model, not a curated record. Bases 6807 to 7508 code for a protein of 233 amino acids. Gene Ontology annotation, biological process: piRNA processing. Gene Ontology annotation, cellular component: mitochondrion.
GGAGAGAAGUGUGUUGUUAGGUGACUUUGUCACGAGCAUCAGUGUGUGCUUUGGCAUACUCUGGCUACAGUGACACUAGGCAACCACAUAUGGGGCCUAGGGUUGACUGAAACUUGUCACAUGGUACAUGCCUGCUGUGGUUAAAAUGACAGCAGUUCUCAGUGGUAUGACAAUUUAAGCUGCUAUAGGUUAGCAGGAAAGAAGAGACAUGAGCUCAGCUUUAAAGCACGUUUAUUGCUAAAGCUGAGUGAACUCUCUGGCUAAGUCUCAUACAGGCAAAGAGGCUUUUUCUAAAAUAACACUUUUUGGCAAGCUUUUGAGGAGAUGGGUCAGAGAAACACCAGGCUUGUGCCUUGCGAUGUGUCUUCUGUGACCUAAGUAAAAUAAAAUCUCCAUUUCUUUUAAGAUGGUGGGUGGGCUCAUUCGAGCUGGUGGUGUUCCCUGGCUAGGCUCUGUAUCAGUAGUGAUUUUGGACAGGCUUCUCAAAAGUUAAGUCUCUGGAACUGAUGUCUCUGGAAUUGACAGUAAAGGCAGCUCAGAGUGGGUGCAGCUGUGUGCCAGCAUUUGUGUCCAACUUCAGGAAAUAGUUCAGUCCUGUAGAUGCAGGGAACAUAUAUCCAUCUGGGAAGUGUCAGGAAGCAUGCGUCUGUGAAGCUAAACUUACAUUAAAUCAUCUGAUUGGAGUGGGAGAGAUACCAGCGUGUGGGGGCCAGGGGUCAGUGAAGGAAAGAGAUGACUGUCUUCUGUCGUUAGGUCUUUGGGUGUGGAUUCCAAUGCAUGGCAUUCCUUGAGUAUACCAUCUUUAUAUCCAGGUCUAACUGUCUAAUUUUUCUGACUAAGGUUCUAGAAUGACUAAGAUUUUUCUGACUAAGGUUCUAGAAUGAUACUGAGUAAGAGUCAUGACAGUGGGCAUUCUUAUGUUGUUCCUAAUGUUAGAGUGAAAGCUUUCAGGUUUUGACCAUUUAGUAUGAUGUUGGCUGUUGGUUUGUCAUAGAUGGUUUUUAUCAGAUUGUGAUAAAGACUGUCUAUUUGAAUUUUCUAUAGAGCUUUUUGCCAUGAAUCGGUGUUGGGUUUUGUCAAAUGUCUUUUCUCGGAGCUGGAGAUUUAGUUCAGUGGCAUAAGUACCUGCCUUGCAAGCAGGCAGUCGUGAGUUCGAUCCCCGGUACCAAUAAAAAUGAAAAAGACCAAAAAAAAAAGGUUAAAAAAAAUGUCUUUUCUGCAUCUGUUGAGAUGAUCGUGUGGUUCUGUUGUUGACUCUGUUAAUAUGGUAUAUUGCACUUACUGAUUUGCCUAUGUUGAACCAACUCUGCAUUCCUUGCAUGAAUCCUACUUGAUCGUGGGGUGCAAUCUUCUGGAUGAGGUUUGCUGCAUUCUGUUUACCAGUAUCUCAUUGAAAACUUCUAUGUCUAGGUUCUUUAAGGAGACUGGCCUAUAGUUCUCUUUCUUAGUUGGAUUCUUCUCUGGUUUUGGUGUGAGUGUAAUUCUUGCUUGCAGGAAUGAAUUUGGGAGCAGGGACAGGGAAUUCCCUGUCAGUUCCAUUAAAAAGUUUGAGGAGCAGUGGUGUUAGGUCUUUCCUACAUUUCUUGUAGAAUUCAGCAGUAAAUCCAUCAGAGCCUGGGCUUUUCUUUGUAGGUGUUUAAUUACAUCUUAAAUUUCACUGAUCAUACUUAGCAUCUUCUUGAUUCAGCUUAGGUAAUUCAUAUGUAUCUAGAAAUCUGUUUUUUUUUGUUUUGCAUUUUUCCAUCUCAUUAGAACACAGGUUCUCACAGUGUAGGUAUUGAUGAUCUGCAUUUCUGCAGAAUCUGUUGUGAUUUCAUCCUUUUCAUUCCUAAUUGCAUGGAUUUGAGUCUUUCAUUUUUUUUUGGAUAAAGUUGACUAAGGGUUUGUUGAUUUGAUUUAAUCUUUCAAGGAACCAACUCUUUGACUCAUUCUUUGUAUUAUUUUCUUAGUCUCCAUUGCAUUGAUUUCUUUGAUCUUUAUGAUUUCUUCCUUUAUACAAGCUUUGGGCUUGACUUGCCCUUCUUUUUCUAGGAGCUUGUGGUUCAGCAUUUUUUUAUUUGAGCUCUUUUCCUAAUACGGGUAUUCACUGCUAUAAAUUUCCCUCAUGGGACUGGUUGCAUUGUGUCCCAUAAAUUCUGUGUAUGUUGUAUUGCCUUUAUUGUUUAAUUGUAGAAACUGUCUGACUUUAAUUUUAUUUCAUCUGUGACUCAUUGGUUGUUCAGGAGUGGGUUAUUUAAUUUCUAUAUGUUUAUGUAGUUGUUUUUUUUUUUUUUUUGGUCUUUUUCAUUUUUAUUGGUACCAGGGAUCAAACUCACGAUUGCCUGCUUGCAAGGCAGGUGCUUAUGCCGCUGAGCUAAAUUCCCAGCCCCAUGUAUUUAUGUAGUUUUUAUGCUUUAUUUUGCCAUUGAUUUCCAAUUUCAUUGCACUAUAGUCUGAUAAUAUGCAUUUGUAUUUACUUAAGCUUUGUAUUUACUUAAGCAUGUUUUGUGAGCUAGUUUGUGAUCUGUUUUGGAGAAUGUCCUUUGUGCAGCUUAGAGGAAUAUAUAUUCAGAUGUUGUGAAAUGGAAUACUCUGUAGACAUCUACUAAGCAUGUUUGAUUUAGUUCUAAUAUUCCAUUGUUAAUUAUUGUCUAGUUGAUCUAUUUGUAACGGUGGGUAUUGGUUUUUUUUUUUUUUUACCAUGACUGUGUCUUCCAAAACGGUGGGUAUUGUAAUCCUCCAGUAUAAUUAUAUUAAUGCUGUAUUUGAUUUUUCAUAUCUGAUAAUAUUUUAGGAACACUGGUAUUUGUUGCAUAUAUAUUUAUGAUUGUUAUCUAUUCCUUUUAGAUUGUUUCCUUUAUAAGGAUGUAGUGACCUUUUUGUCUCUCUUAAUCAGUCUUGGCUUGAAAUCUAUUUUGUCUGAAAACAGAAUAGCUACCCCAGCUUUUUUCUGGGUUCCUGCUGCAUGAAUAUUGUUUUCUACCCUUUGGCUUUCAGUCUGAAUUUCUUUUUGAAUUACAUGUGUUUCUUAUAUGCAGCAUAUUGUUGCGUCUUGCUUCCUGAUACAUUCUGACAGUCUGAUUAUUGAAUUGAAACCAUUAAUAUUGAUGGUUAUAACAUAUGUAUUCUCUUUGUCUUUUUGAGACAGGGUCUUGCUAUGCAGUUGAGGCUGACCUUGAGCUCACUUUGUAGUAGCUCAGGUUGGUCUCGAACUCAUAACGAUCCUCUUGUCUCAGCCUCCUAUGAUAUGUAUUCUCUUUUCCAGUUGUUAUUCUUCUGUUGUUGGCUCCUUUCCCUUGCCUGCGUCCACUCCUAAUUGUUUGCCUUGACUGGUGGAUUCAUUUUGUUGGUGUUCAUGGAGUUGUAGUCCAUGGUAUCUCUUUUUAAAAUGUCUUCAGAAUAUUUUGCAGUGUUGGUUUGGUGUUGAUGAAUUUCUUCAGGUGUUUUUGUUAUAGAAGUAUUUUAUUUCUCCAUCAACUUUGAAAGAUAGUUUUGUGGGCUACAUAAAUCUGGGCUGGAGAUAGUUUUCUUUUAGGGUUUGAGAUACUCAACUCCAGCUCUCCUUAGCCUGAGGGUUUGUGUGAAAAGGCAGCUGUGAUUCUGAUGGGCUUGCCUUAUAAUUUGUUUCUUUUUUCUAACAGUUUUCAAUAUUCUGUUCUUGUGUUGAAUUUCUGGAAUCUUGAUUUUUAUAUGCCUUGCUAUAGAUUUGAUCAUGGCUAUUUGGAAUUCUGUAUGCCUCAUUUAUUUUCAUGUAAGAUCUUCUUCCCUGCCAGGGAAAUUUUCUUCCAUCACAUCUAUGAACAGGUUGAACAGGUUUUUAAAAUAUCAUUUGUGCCAUCUCUUGCUUUUUCACUGAUUUCAACAAAUCAUAUGUUAUUCUACCAGCUGCUGAGCUGAUUUCUCACGGUCACUUUUUUUUUUCCCCAUGCUGGAAUCGAACUCACGACCUUGCACUUGCCAGGCAGGCACUCGGGCCACUGAGCUAUAUACCCAGCUCUCCCUCGCUAUGUUUUAGAAAAUUUUUUUCUCAUGAUCACUAACCACAAACCUGUCUUCUAUAUCUGAGGUUAUCUCCUCUUAGGUUUAUUCUGCUUCAGGUACUUUCGAUGGAAUUUUGAAUCUCCUGGAUAGCUGCUUGAAUCUGUUUUAUGAAUUCCAUUUCUUGCCUAUAUUGGGCAUUCAUGGUUUCCAUCAUUUUCCUAAGCAUGUCUGGUUUUGUUUUUUUAAUCUGUAUGUUCUCUAGAGUCACUAAUCAUGUCUUUCAUUAUGGUUACCAUUUAUGUGGUUAUCUGAGAAAACUAAUUUUUAAUUUUUUUCUAGACCUCCUUUGCCUAUGGCCUCUCACUUCAGAGAGGCCAGGUGGGCAGCUUUUGGAUUGUCCCACUUCAUUACCUUCUGAGUUUUCCUUUGCUGAACUGGAUGUCUUGCAUUUUGUUUAAGUUUCUUCUCAUUUUCUUUUUUAGUUUAUUUCCUGAGUUGAUGCUUAAAGAUUGCCUAUGAUGAGUGGCUUGUUAGUAUUUAGAACCAUUAGUUAGUGACUACUUCCCAGAAGUCUUCCCAGUAGUCUUGUGGGCAUAGCUGGCUGCUGGGGUUUGGGUCUGUUGGAAGAUCGUAUCUCUCUAAUUGAUAGGGUAUGAGAAGGUGCUGCCUACUUGGCCCAGCCCUUGGUUCUUAGGCACUGGCUCACAGUAUUUUUAUGACUCUUAGGCAAUCUCAGUCUUAGUAUACCAGGAUGAAUAGUAUACCAUGAUGAACAAUUAUGUCACUUUCCCUAAAUUGAUACAAUCAGCAAUAACAAGCAUCAAACACAGCCUAGAAAUUGACAAACUGAAGUAACCAUUAAUUUGCCAUCUUUAACCAUAAGAACUAGAUUUGUGGUUAUGUACCGAAAUCUAAAACACACCAGAAAACUGUAUGCAGCAAAUAAGCCCUCAAUAUGCCAGUUUUACCCUGAAGGGAGAAACUUUAAAAGGGAGGAAGGGGAAGAUUAGAGAAGUAAAAGGAGAGGAAGAGAUUAGAAGCAAGGCUGGAGGUCAAAGGAUCAUGAAGAUUUUGGGAAACUGAUGCAGAAGGCAGGAAGAAAAGAGAUAAUGUUGCAGAAAUCUGGUAUGAAACCAAAUGGAAGACACUUUGCACUGAGUUUACAAGGCAAUGAUUUACUAUUCUAGCAGACUGGUGGAAAACAGUUCCGAAUCACCAGCCCCAACUGAGAGUGAAACAGAGACUUACAUACAUUUUGUAAGCAGGACAUACAAAAGCUGAUAGCAGGUUAUCAUAUAACUGGUUACAUGAAUCAAGCCGUAUGUUGUCAGGCAGGUUAGUCAGAAGGGUUGUCUGUUGGAAGGAAGGAGAAAAUAGGGAGCAGUUGCUGAGGGGAUGGUUGAAACUAAGCAUAUCAUUGACUAACUUAUCUCAGAUAGUCCUUAAAAAUAAAGUAUGUUUAUAUGUCAGACAGUACAGGCAGUCCAGAUGGAUGUGGUCAGGCUGAGUCAGGUUGGACUAUCUUAAGUUUCAGCUGGCAUGGUGAGUCAAGGCUGAAUCUAAUGGUCUGUGUAGUGAGCUGGAUGAGCACAUCUUAAUAGCAUAGGACUAUUGAUUUUUAACUUUUCUAUUACAAUAAGUAAAGGAAGAACAGAACAGAACCACCACCACCACAAAAAAAAAAACCAGAAACCACUUUCACACUCACCAAAACAAGCUCAAUCCUCUCAAAAAACAAACGAAAACCAAACAAAAUUUAAAAAGAGAAGGAAAAAAGUCCAUUUGAAGUUGUCUUUGCUGCCACUGGUAGACAGUGUGUGGAGACAGAGUCCAGGUCUGUGUUGAUUUAUUCCAGGACACCAGCAGCUUUAAGGGUGGGGGAGUGGAGCAUCUCGGUGAGCUUACAUCUUUGUUUUCCCUGAAGUUCAGACUGGUUUCUAUCAGCGCACCUUCUGUGGGAUUGAAUUCAGCUGGGAGUCAUUAGGUGGCGCCUGCAGUUGUUCUGAGUUUUGAGCUCAACUGAGGUAUUUGAAGCCAGGCUAUGGCCUAGGUGUUCUCAUGGUCACUGCUAGGGUAUUUGCUCCAGUGUUUUCUAAAGGGACAGAGGCAGGUCAUACAUGUAGGUCAGAAUGCACAUUUAUACACAAGUCCCUGUUGAAUCUCUGAAAUGCACAUGGGUCACUCCUGUCUUUCUCUUGUCUCCCUGAAGUCCUACCCUGCAAUACAAGUUCAGGCUCUUAGGACCCCUUGCUGUUCACUGUGGGUGGCUGGUCAAUGCCUUCCUCCCCUUCCAGGCCUCCUGGUAACCUUCAGGUGGUCACAAGUAGGUGCUUGCUGAGAAGCUGUCUUUUCCACUUAAAGUGCAGAGGCUCCACUGAGCCAGAUAAAUCCUUGACCAGGAAUCAGGAACAAAGACAUGAAAGACAUGACCUUCUGUAUGAAAAUAAAAUCUGCUUAUGGUAAAUAAACCUUCAAGCCACGUGGGACACUGGCUGAAUGUGGGAGUCCAGCUGAGCUCCCAGACCCUCCUCCAAUCCUGCCCAGCAGUUCCCUCAGCCCUAAGCACCACAGAGGUACACCUUGAGAUGCCAGGAGAAACUCACCACACCUGGAUCCGGGAAAGCCGGACGUGCUCAAAGAGAAGUCCAGCUUGACAGGGUCACGCACGCGUGGCCCUGGAGGCAGGGUGGGGGCAGGGCCGGUCACGUGGCCCCGAAGGGGCACGAUCCAGUACGGAGUCCAAAGGCCAAGGUACUGUUGACUGUUGGGCGCGCGGCCGGGCACGUGAGGGCGUGGCCAGGCACGUGGCGGGUAUACAGCAGGCUGCGCAGGCGCAGUGUCGUGCAAUGCGAGUUUUACAUGGCGGCGCUAUGAGGCGGUUGAGUUGGAGGAUGGUAGUGUCGGGGGUAGUGGGCCUCACGGUGGCCCUCGAGGCACUGCCCUGGCUCCUGAACUGGCUGCAGGUCCGGCGGCGGCGGCGGCCACGCCGUGACGUGCUGUUUUUUCCCUCACAGGUGACCUGCACCGAGGCCCUGCUUCAGGCCCUGGUCAAGGCGCCUGACGGGCCUACUGCGAGUUGCCCCUGCAACCUCCCGCACUGUGAGAGCUCCCUGAGCCGCCUGCUGCGCGCCCUGCUGGCAGCCCAGGACAGCCUGGAGCUCUGCCUCUUUGCCUUCUCCAGCCCGCAGCUGGGGCGCGCCGUGCGACUGCUGCACCAGCGCGGGGUGCGCGUACGCGUGGUCACCGACUGCGACUACAUGGCGCUCAACGGCUCACAGAUAGGCCUGCUGCGCAAGGCAGGUAUUCAGGUUCGGCAUGACCAGGACCUGGGCUACAUGCACCACAAGUUUGCCAUUGUAGACAAGAAGGUGCUCAUCACUGGCUCCCUCAACUGGACCACGCAGGCCAUCCAGAACAACAGAGAAAAUGUGCUGAUCAUGGAGGAUGAGGAGUACGUGCAGCUGUUCCUGGAGGAGUUUGAGCGCAUCUGGGAAGAGUUCAACCCUAGAAAGUACAGCUUCUUCCCACAGAAAAAGCAAGGCCUCUAAAGCCGCCCUUCUCUUCUUCAGAGCCGCAGAAGCACAGCGUGCAGUGAAACCAGACACCCUCAGAGAAUGGGUCUGGAGACUACAUGCUGUCCCUAGGGGCUGCUGAGCUGUGGAGAGGCCAUGAUGCCAUGAAGUCCUGAAGCUGGGUUGCAGAGGAGCACACCUGUAACCUCAGCUACUUGAGAGGCUAAAGCAGGGGACUUUGAGGCCAGUUUGAGGCCAGCCUGGGCAACUUAGCAAGACUCUCAAAAAAGACUGGCAGUAUAGUUCAGUGUAGGGUGCACCGAGCAGUGAUAAGUCUCUGGUUUCCAGCAUGGAAAAAGAAAAUGUAUACUUAGAAGUGACCUCACUUUUAACACCUCGACGUGGUAUACUUCUUUUGGCCAUGUAAUGGAUGAUGAGUUCCCUGAUCACAAGAGGCAAGGUGAGGCAACUCCCUUCCAGCUGUGGCAUCCUUCACAGGUAGUUAGGGGAACAGGUAUCUGCAUGUAUUUAUCUUGCAUGUAUUGUGAAAAGUUUAAAGUUUUGCUUUUUUAUAAUGUGUAUGCUAUGUAACUUAAAUGACUUCUGAAGCUAGUCUUGGUGACUGUUCAAGGUCUUUAAAGUGUUACUGGUGACAGUGUUGGGUGUGAAAACUGAAGUUAAUUUUUAAAAAAAUUACCCAAAAGGGAUUACAAUGUGUUCUUUCCCAAGUUUGAAUUUGCAGUGUGUUCUAGAAUGCAGUGAAGUCACUCAGUGUGGUACAGCAGCGGGACCCUGGGCUUCCAGCAUGUUUGAAUAAAUAUGUUCAUUCUCGAGUGUGAAUGUUAUCUUUUCCUUUGUGUACUAUAUUCAAACAGUGGCUGCUCUUUGUUAAAACUUUGGUGGGGAUAUUUUGCUCUUUAGACACUGAUGGUCACAGUAGGAGCAAUGCAAAAAGUUACUUGGGUUUCUGUUUACUUCCAAAGUAUGUCACUUAGGUCCCUGCUGACUUAAAACAGUGCUUUCAAAAUAUUCCAGCUUCUUUUGAUAAUAGUUGUAGAUCUACAAGGCAGAAGCACAAUUCCCAGCCAUUUCUUCUUUUCCAUUUGCCUGACUUGUGAUGUGCAUGUGUGUGGGGAGACCCUGAGGCUUCACCUAAGUUCCUUUUUCUCUUCCAGGGAGCAAGAUGCAUGAUAAUCUAGUCUAGCUGAGCUAUCUAUAGGAUAUUGGAAGACUUGUGAAAUUAUUUAUUUUGUAUAUUUUUAUAUAAUACAGUUAAUUACUUAUUUUUAUCAUCUUAGCUGCAGAAGAAAGUUGGCCUUCCCAAAAACUUUCAGACACUAACCUUUCUGAAAACAACUUACAGUAAGGUUAAACAUCUCCUGAGGAAACAGAGCACUAAAAUCUUUCUCAGAAGUGGAGGCUGUUCUCUUUACCUACAAGUGUCUCUCAGCUGUGGCACAAAUGUCCACAAGCCUCCGAACAGUGAGGCGGCUUCAGGGGCAAGCCCAGAGCCCAUGUGACUGUGCCACGCUGUCCAGGCUGGCAGGUGAGUGCCAUGGGGACCUUAUGGUGGAGAAAGGCAAUUUAAGUGCUUUUUCUUCAGCUAAGAGCCUUCACACAGUAACUGGUUCACAGCUGUAUGUCAGUGACAGGCAGCAGAGCUGAGGUUGUUAUCUCAGCUGAGCCUUUGUCUGCAAGAUUCAGUUAUUUCCCUGUUAGGUGAACUUUAAAUUCCUCCAGGAGGCUCAUUGGUUCCUUCAGUCUAGAUUUCCCUUCCAAUCCUGGCUGCAGCCUCAUCAGUGUAGUAGUUAAGAGCCAUGACCCAUUUUGAGUUAAUUUUGUGUAUGAUUUAAAGUGGUGACCAAUUUGUUUUUGCAUAUUGCAUGUUGAUAUCCGCUUCUCAUAGCACUGUUUGUUGAAAAGGUUUUCCCCCAGUGGGUUGAGUUUACAUCCUUGUUCAAAAUCAGAGGGCCCAUCUCUAUAGACUUAUCAGUUAUGUGUCUAUCCUAAUGCCAGUACCAUUCUGUCUUCAUUAAUAAAGCUUUGUAGUAAGUUUUGGAACCUGGUAGCAUGUUUCUUUUUUUUUUUUUUUUUUUUUCAAUAAUGAAUGGCAUAUUCUGGGUCUCUGUAGAUGUAGCUGGAGAGUCUUGCCAUUUUAAGCCUUCUAAUCCACUGAACACACGAGAUGUCUUCCCAUGUAUUUAAAUCUUUAAACCUUUGUUUUUUUAUUAGCAUAUGCUUGUGAUAGGUAAUUACAUUAUUUGGGGUAUAUAUAUAAUUAAAAUUAUAUACAUAAUUAAAUUAUUUUUAUUGUUGCUUUCCCUCCCCUGCCCUCCUCUCACAGCUCGUUUUCAGAUACUGUUUUGUGUUAGGUAAACUUGCAAACUUAUUCAAACAAGUUUCAUUGGAUUCCUUAGAAUUUCCCACAUACACAAUUUCAUUUGCAAGUAGUUUUACUAUUUCUUGUUCAGUCUGGAUGCCUUUCAAUAUUAUUCUCUUGCCUAAUAGCUCUGGCUGUACCCCUGUUUCAUGUUGAAUAGAAGAGGAGAGAACCAACAUCCUUACCUUGUUCUGAGUUUUACAGGAAGCUUUCCAUUUUUCAUGAUGGCAUGAGCUAAGGGCUUUCACAGAUUGUUAAAAAAACUAGUUUGCAAGUGCCUGCUGAUUUUAAAUUGCAUUUAGGUUAUCUUAAAGAAAGAAAGAAAGAAAGAAAGAAAGAGGAAGGAAAAAGGAAGAAAGAAAAAGGAAAAAGGAAGGAAGGAAGAAAGAAAAAAAAGAAAAAAGAAGGAAGGAAAGAAGCAUGUGGCCAUUCGGGAGACAGAGGCAAGUGGAUAGCAAUUUUGAGUCCAGGCUGUGCAAUUUAGUGAGAUGCUGUCUGAAAAUUAAAAAGGCUGGGAUAUAGGUCAGUGCUUCCUGGGUUCAAACCCCAUGUAACAUGUGCACUCACACACACAGUGUACAUGCACAAACAAGCAAACAACACAGCACUGUCAGGCCAGUAAAAAAGGUUGUUGGAUUUAUGUGUAUGUGUGUAUUUGACUCUUUUAAAUGGGUAAAACAUUACUGAAAAAUCUCAACUAGAACACACUAAAAAUACUUACCUUUUUAUGUCUGUACUUUCUGGUAAUUUUUACUCCUUAAACUCAACUCUAAUUGGUAGAAACUCUUCUAUAUUUUUUGGACUAAAAUUUGGAUCCUCAAUCAUUUUCACACAUUUUAUUGGUAAAGACUGUGACAAUACUGAAAUUCAGUUUUAAAUUUAUUCAACCAAAAGUUUUUAAAAAUGAAACUGACCAGAAACACCAGAGUAUAUCCAUUGUAAAGGAAGAUUACUUUAAGUUUUGGGUGGUAGUUGUGUAUUUCGGAUCAUGACAUAGAAUGCACCUCUUUUAAAAAGGCACUUUUACUGUAAAUAAACCCAUUAAAUUGUGUGCGGUGGUGCAUGCCCAUCCCUUUACUUGGGAGGCUGAGGCAGGAGGUUCGCUGGGAUGUGGGCAGCCUGGACUAUAGAGUGAGACCUUGUCUCAAAAAAAAAAUUCAUUAAGUGGAGCAGAAAAGUAGCUAUAGUUCCUUCAUUAAUGAAAGCAUAUCAUUAAUAUUUGUUAUUGUUCUGUUAGCACCUUAAGACUUAAGGAAAUGUACCUCAAUUAGAUUCUGGAUGUAAAAUAUUUCUUACUAUUACUUGUGUAUGUAUAAACAUGUAAAAUCUGGAUUUUUAUGGGAAAUUUCCCAAUUUUAAAAUGCUUAAAAUUAGUCGAAAACUUUGAAAACCACUGUUUAAAAAAAAAAAUGAUAAUCAGCCCACUGUCUAUUGCUCAAAAUUGUGACCUGAAUGCAUGAUUUGCACAUACCUCUCCAUGAAUCAACACUUUCUUACACAGCAUGCAAAGGAGGAUGCAAAAAUAGUUUAUUGUGAUGUAGUUCAUGUGAAGUUAAGUAAUAUUUACAAAAUAAAAAUGGCUAGCUACAUCCAUGGGCAUCUAGCAUGUCACACGAAUAAAUAUUUUGACAAAGUUAA